This is a messenger RNA of Syngnathoides biaculeatus (alligator pipefish), 8884 nucleotides long. RefSeq names its product ras-related protein Rap-2a-like. Gene Ontology annotation, molecular function: GTP binding; GTPase activity; GDP binding. The coding region runs from base 738 to 1238 and encodes 166 amino acids. NCBI's taxonomy places the organism in Eukaryota, Metazoa, Chordata, Actinopteri, Syngnathiformes, Syngnathidae. Gene Ontology annotation, cellular component: plasma membrane. Gene Ontology annotation, biological process: negative regulation of cell migration; Rap protein signal transduction. The record is from RefSeq and is a predicted model, not a curated record. The transcript is spliced from 2 exons.
ACUGAGUUCCAUCCCCACGGCACAAAAAUAAUCCCCAAUCUCGAACGGAAGUCGGAACUGAUCUACACUGAACAAUGUACACUAAUCUUUUUUUUUUUUUUUUUUUUUUAACUGUAUGCCGGUAAGGACACGUUCAGUUAUCACAUAACGCCGUGCAAAAUAUCGCAUCUCGGGACAUCGAUGGGCCGUCGUACCGAUCCCACUGAAAAAUGUUUCGAAUGAUUUGACCCCCAAAUAAGAGAAGACUCGCAGUAUAAACAGCACACAGUAUGUGAUGUUCCGCUUACGCUUGAAUGCAACACUUGACGGACAGCUCCACUUAAAACCGAGUAUUAGACGGCUCCCGGGUCUACCUAAUGCAAUGUCCGGCUAGAGUCACCUCCCUUGUUUUCUUUCAUACAACGACAUGACAUACCGGAAACGUCCGCUAGAUGCACUGAAUGCAAAGGCGUGGAUUCCUUGCACUUUUUUUUUUUUUUUUUGUCCUCUCAGGGACAAAAAAAGGGGGUUAGCCUUCCCUUCCAUUGAGCCGAGAGGGACGGGCGGGGAAAUGUUUUAGCACGUUAGCAAGAUGUACAGCCGGCUGUCUUCUAAUUAUAGCCCGUCUUAUUUCUGCCUUUUGCAUUAUAGAUGCCCGUCCAGAUAGCGUGGGAAGGUCUCCGUAGAGGCUGAAUGCAACGUCUCCUCCUCCGCCUUCACCGCACUGGGCGCGUCGUGGCCGCACAACGCGGGGCGCGAUGCGGGAGUACAAGGUGGUGGUGCUCGGCAGCGGUGGCGUGGGCAAGUCGGCCCUGACCGUGCAGUUCGUCACCGGAACCUUCAUCGAGAAGUACGACCCGACCAUUGAGGAUUUUUACAGGAAGGAGAUCGAGGUGGACUCUUCUCCGUCAGUGCUGGAGAUCCUGGACACGGCCGGCACCGAGCAGUUCGCCUCCAUGCGGGACCUUUAUAUCAGGAACGGCCAGGGCUUCAUCCUGGUCUACAGUCUGGUCAACCAGCAGAGCUUCCAAGACAUCAAGCCUAUGAGGGAUCAGAUCAUCAGGGUCAAGAGUUAUCGAGAGUAUACAAAGCCUCACCUCCUUGGCUGGAUCAAGACACCGACUCAGCUGUCCUCACAGCCAGCUGAAUUGGCGGCGGCCGUUCUUCACACCAGCGAUGCAGAUCCACGAGUACACAACGCUGGUUGUGUGGCGGGCAUCUCCAAAGCAACGUGGAGCAACGCUAUUAUAACUAGCUGAUAUGUAAGAUGUGUAGGUAUGUCAAGACUAUCGAAAACUGACAAUUCUGUGUUUGUUCAUUUGAAGAAAUACAGUGUCCCCCUAUUAUUUGCAGGGCUUUUGUUCCUUACACCCCCCCCCCCAAUAACAAAAAUACACAAAUAAUGGAUGGACUAUUAACAUACCUAUAAAGAUAUUUACCAUAUUUUGGUAACCAUAGGAGGCACUUACAAGUCUUACAUUUUUUUCCAAAAUGAACAGCAUACCCAAUGUGUACCAUUGUUGUGUGACUUGUCCAAUGAAAUACACUUCAACACACUGGUUACACUGUUAGCAUCUAUGCCAGCAUGUGUUUUAUCUUGUAUGUAAGCUACAACCUGAAGGCAGAGAGGAACAAUUGCAUUUCACAUCUGUAACCAGAAGAAGCUUACGUUGUCCCUCACACUGCCUGCGUAGGCAGGUCAUUACUGACGAUGAUGUGCACACUCACGGGGUUACAUUGAAACUAAAUUAUCACACCACAGCAAACAGAAUAGCAUAACUAGCAAAUAAUAAAAUAAAGAAUGACUCAUGAAAUAAUUGACACAAAAAUGCAAUUUAAACACUAUUUACUUCCUCACAGCAUGCUUAGCGGCACUUAGUAUCAUCAUAUGGGAGCUUACAUACAUACUGAAACACAUGUAUGCUAACAAUGUAACCAGUGUGUUUAAGUGUACUUUGUUGGACAAUUCCCAAUACAACAUUUGCAAAUGUUGGCACGCCGUUUGCCCGGAGGUUGCACCACAUUGUAAGGCCCCAUGUCAAAUGUAAUGCCUCGUCUAUUUAGAAGAUAAUUUAGGACCUCUAUUAUUGUGAAAAUGUGGUACAUUUAAAAAAAAACACUUGUGCAAUAGGCGUGAACUGCGAAUGGCUAAGGGCACACUGUACCACCCAUGUGAUGGAAACCAAAAAAAAAAACAAAACAAAACAGAGCGACUGCAGUCAGUAUAGCCUGUCACACUGUUGCAAGCAUAAGUAGCAUUAGCAAUUAGUCACUACUAGCAGUGUGGCCACCAGGAACAAUAAUCAAUCCUGUCAUUAUUAUCCAGGUGGUUUGUAAAAUGUAAAAACUAGAGAUGAUGCACAUUUUAAAGUGGCAAAUAAUCUUGUAUGGUGCAUCGUAACUGGAGAGAGAUAAUGUUUACAAAUCGAGGGGACUAUUUUGUAUCUCCAAAAAAUACUCAGGACUUCAAAACAGAUAAACAAAUUGUUAUGAAGCCAAGCCCCAACGCUUAUAACUAUUAUACCAGAAAAAUAACUAAAAAUAAAAUUGAGUAAAAAUAUCCAUCCAUCCAUUUUCUUAGCCUCUUAUCGUCAAGGGUCACGGAAGUGCUAUCCCUAAACCAGCUGUCAAUGGGCAGGAGGUGGGGGGCACCUUUAACUGGUUGCCAGCCAAUCGCAGGGCACAUGGAGACAGACAACAGCCAUACUCACAAUCACACCAAUUUAGAGUCUCCAAUUAAUGCAUGUUUUGGGAAUGUGGGAGGAAAGCGGAGUGUCCAAUGAAAACCCACACAGGCACAGGGAGAACAUGCAAACUCUACACAGGCGGGGCUGGAACCCCAUUCCUCAGAACUGUAAGGCCAACGCUUUCCAGCUGCACCACCAUGCCGCCCUGAGUAAAAAUAAUAAAAAAAAAAAAAAAAAACAACUACAACGGUAUUUUACCUUUGCAAAACUAACUAAAACUCAUAAAUAAUUGUGACAAAAAUAUGAUUGAUUUUCAUUUUUGUCAAUAUCAAAGCAGGUUUUUAUUUAUUUUGUAUAAAUACAAAUGUAGAACUGAUAUGAAAAGAGGCCAACAGUCUUUUUGUAAGUAGCUCACUUACUGAGCGUCGCUUAGAAGCGACACCAUUGGGCAGCGCUAUCAUAUUGACAGCUCGCCAGCAAGUUUUGCCACGAACUUAACUUACAUCCAACCUCUUGUGUCGUGGACACAAGGCACUGGGCUGGACCCAAAAGCAGGACUGCCAGGCAAAGGCAUGGUCUUGAGGGUGGUUUUAUUGCAGUCUAAGGUUAUACACACGUAAGCGGUCCAAAAUGGGCGGAGGCGCAAAAAUGUGAGACUAGAGGCAAGGUCCAAAAUCAUGAAACAAAGUCUGAUGACUAUGAGGCAAAACUUGAAAACAUGAACAAAUAAAAGACUUGCCUAUGACGGCACAGAGGCGCUGUAACAAAGGGAAGCAUUACAAAACGCUUGUGUACUCACGCACUCUAAAGAAGUGUCCAACACAGUAACACAGUGCAACGAACUGGCGAAUGCUGAUGACACAUUCAAACCUUAAAUGCCUGGUCUAAUCAGUGUCCAAUACAGAGCACCUGUGCAGACGUGAUUUUUCUGUUUAUAGGCGGAAUUCCGUCUUUUUAAAUUGCAUUGAUAAAAAAUAUAUUUAUUCUCCAUUUUUCUGUAAUAUUCCAACCGAAACACGUGCCAGAUUCUACACUUGUUCAUAUUCCGGUCUGACUUUUACGAGCAAGGUGGGAGAUUAGAUACACGUCUGUUUAUUCGUCAAAUGUGUUCCUCCUGACCAAUGAAAAUGUGUGUUGUAUACGAGGCAGAUCAUGGGGCCAUUUUCAAGUGAACACGAUGACGGUGCUCAAGAGGAAAGAUGCCUCUCGAGUGAAAGAAAUUGAUAGAUAUGUCAAAAAUAAGUUCCUAUGGGAUUGGAUGGAAUGAGAAAUCGUAGAUACAGUUGGAAAGAAGGAAGUUACCACUCUGUUAAGCAACUUCAUUCGCAAAAUCAAUUGACCUGGUAAAGGAUUGUGCACGUGGUGUCAGGAUACUAUUGACUAUGGAUCAAGAAGUUUCAAGGCAUUGGAAGUUCACGCAAAACGACAAAAAUACAUCAAGAGACUGAAAGCAACGAUAACGAACUUUUCCAUAGCGUGUCCAUUAAGAUAUCAACCCAAGGCCAACAACCAACCCCAGUUGCAGACAGGGUCAUCAAUAACGAGGUUAGACUUCCGAAGCAAUUACAAAUGUCUGUAUUAUUUACUGAUAAUGACACAUGACGUUAAUAAUUGUUGUCGAAUUCAUGCAUUUUAAUUGUUUACCAAAACAAGAAAUUUAAAUGUUUUUGAAUGGAUAUGAUAUACACGCUAUGAAAGCAUGUUUGCAUGCAAUGAUACCAAUCUGAAUUCAAUUUAACGAAGUAAACUGUUGAAUUUGUAUUUUAAUUUAUAAUUUUGGAGGGGUAAAGGUAUGCACCUAAAUAAUGAACGAUCAUUGUGUACAUUUUGAAAACAGAAUAGCAUUUAUUUAUAGAUGUACUAGAUGUAUUUCAUUCAUAAUACAAUUUAUAAAACUUGCACGUUAAAAUUGGUGAUCAUCCUUUGAUCAUUCUUGCAGCCCCCAAACCUCCGGCUAAUUUUCAGUCUUUUUUCAUUCAGUCAAAUCAUGUCUGCUGUGGGACAGCUGUCAGAAGCGGUACUACCCAGGGCAGUGAUUUGGCCAUGCCUCUCGCAGGCAGCACCGCAUAGGGCAGUGGCUUGGGCAUGCCCCUAACACUCGUUUGUUGCUACGUUGUUAAUGGAAGCGAAUCAGACGGCUACUGACUGGCUAGUUCCUUCACAGAACCUGCAUGUCGCUUAUUGGGAUUUUAGUGUCACGAUGCGGGGCUCAAGGGUGGACCCAAAUGCACAACUCCAGAGACAGCAGACAGUACAGAGAAAACCUUUAUUCGGUCCGAGGUCUGAGAUCAGGUAGACAGUCCAAACAAUUCGUAGUACCAGUACGAAUGGGCUUACGAGGGUGGUCAAUGAACAGGCGUGGGUCGGUGCACGGAGGUCAGAAGUCGAGAAAGCAGGAGUGCGGGAACGAGGCAUGAAGAGCAACGAUCUAGCAGCGUAAUAGUCGUCCCCCGGGUCCUAUAUGUAGUGGGUCUAAUCAAAGGUCAUGAGGCGCAGGUGUGCACCUUCAGAUUAGCUGGCCACGCCCAGCCCUGGCUGGAAUCCAGGAGCAUGACAUUUAGGAAAAAUCUCAGAGAAACAGACAACUGGCUAGAACAGGGAUAUCAAACAUAUAGUCCACAGGGCAGAAUCGCCCCAUUGGAGAGGCUCAUCCGGCAUGUGGGGAUGCAGACCAGAUGCCCUGCUAUUUUUGUUUUUGUUGAAAAAUUCCAAAUUGUUCAUAUGAUUUGCAGCAAUAAAGAAUAACUCGGCACCCUUUGCACACUGCUCGUUGCACUGGACAAUUGCUCCAUUACGCAUUCAAACUCCACUAAUUACAACCCCCCCCCCCAAAAAAAAAAAAAAAGUGUAUGAUAAUUGCCAGAUUACUAACAACCUUUUAUUGCUCCAUGACAGUUCUAACAAUGACUUUUUGUUUCAAAAGUAUUCUCUGUCAAUUGACUCACUUACUAGAGUAGCUCCAACUACGUACCAGAGACAUUUCCUUGUGUGUUUUUGACAUACCUGGGAAUAAAGAUGAUUCCGAUUCUGAACUGAAUACUUUCCAAAAGUACUUGUAAUUAUUUGCACCAAAACAAUGGGUAAAAUUUGGAAUAGUUGUUAUAUAUGGAUUUUUUAAACCACAAAUACUGUGGUUCGGCCCUCUUGCUAUUCAAUUGGGGUAAAUGUGGCCCACAAAUAAAAUUAGUUUGACUCCACUGGCCAACCAAAAGUAUGCUGUUUCCCGCCAUGAAAAGCAGAUGAGGAGUUUGUCUCGCUACCAUGGUGGGUGAUUGAACUACUGCCACUACUGCAAAGAAGCCUUCAGCAACAGCAGGAAAACUUGAAAAGGUUUGUCAAUAAUUGUGGACCGAACAAAAAACUCAAACUGGAUGCCCUUUAACUGGAGAUAGAGCAAGUAAAAAGCAAGUUUAUUUUUUCAAUCUGUCCAUCUAACAAUCGACUUGAGAAGUUUGCAAUUUAGCAACAAGGAAGUGAAAAUGUGCAAAUAAGAGUAAAAGAUUUUUUUAAUAGGCCAUACUGUAGCAUGUGUCUGAUGAAUGGUUUUACUGUACGUUGUGAUGCAUCUAAUCUAACCCUAGUAACAGUAGGAUACAUUUUAAAUUCUCUGGACUGUUAAACAGUAAGUAGAUUUGAUUUGAUUUGGGGAUGGUUGUUCAUCUGUUUGAAUUUAAAUAUCUAUUGUCAUGAUGAUAUUGAGUUUUUAAUUACGCAAUACUUUAGUAAUAGUGGAACCAAUGAAAACUGAACUAAAACAAAGCAUUUAAAAAAAUUUUAACUAACAAACCUGCUCUAAAAAUGAAUUCACGCAAACAAUUAAAAAGAGAAAAGUCAAAAAUGAAAUGAAAGCUAACUAUAAUAGAAAAUCCAUGUUAUAAUUUUCUACAUUCGCUGCAAUGUUGAGUGAAAAGUGUUUUUAUACUUUUCUAUAUAUUUUUUAUUUGCAUGUUGUAAUUAUUGACUUUAAAGAAUGUUUUAACAAAAGACAAGAAAAUGUUAAACUACAAUAACUUAUGUAGUUUUCAGUAAAGAUGCUUUAAAAGUGGCUAUUUAAGCAAGUUAAAAACAAUAUGAAAGAAUUGUGAUAAUAAUCACUAUCGGGCAACAUGAAAGUGAAUCAUGAUCUUAAUUCACAACAAAUAAAUGUAAUGGGUUUGACAGUACAAGUUGAAAACAUUCAGAAAAUCUCAUACCUCAAACAGCAUAGCAGUUUUACUUAGCAAAAUCCAAACGUUUUUUUUUUUUUUUUUUUUUUAAAGAAAAACAUUAACAGCUUUGAAUUUCCAGGCUCCUUGAAAGUCCUUUAAAAGUGUUCAAUGAAGAUGAUUAAAUAGAAGCUCACGUGCCAGGGAGUAUGAUCACACGGAGUCUGGAAUGCUGACACAAGGAUUGUGUCAGUAAAAGGGACCCCACAAUUAAUGGAUAUUGUAUACAACUUUGUUUUUUCUUAUUGCUAUUCUUUUACAUUCCUGUGAUUUCUAUCAGUUUGCAUCCAACAUAAAUGUGUAAAAUCCUUCCAUCCAUCCUUUUUCUUAGCCGCUUAUCCUCACAAGGGUCACGAGAUUGCUGGAGCCUAUCCCACCUGUCAACGGACAAGAGGCAGGGUACACCCUCAAUUGGUUGCCAGCCAAUCGCAGGGCACAUAGUGAAAAACAGCCGCACUCACGAUCACACCUAGGGGCAAUUUAGAGUGUCCAAUUAAUGUUGCAUGUUUUUUGGGUUGUGGGAGGAAACCGGAGUGCCUGGAGAAAACCCACAUAGGCACGGGCAGAACAUGUAAACUCCACACAGGGAGGACCGGGAUUGAACCCGGGUCCUCAGAAUUUAAAAAAAAAACUUUUUUAAAAAAAUUUCAAUCCUGAGGUGCACGACCUUCACAUAAUGCAUUUUAAAAAGAAAACACAAAGAGGAUGAAAGUUGUAGCUACUGUAUAUUAAUAGAAGCAGGACAUUUAGGCCAUCCAUAAGCCACUAGUGCAUUUCUAAAAAGACAACACAAGCAUUCCAGUUAAAUGAAGUUGAUCUGUGAUGAACAUGGUAGAUGAGACCCCUGCGAGGCAGAACAGUCCAUCAUGCAGCCCAUCAUGGCAACAAACAAGUGCAGCAAGCUCUCCGCCUGCUUCACCAAGGAGAACCCGCCACUCCCUGUGUCUUUGUAGAUAUAUAUAGAGUUUCUCCUGCGAGACUGUCACAUUGCAUUUGCCCACGUGGCUCUCUCCGUGUUCACACCCUCGCUGCACAAACAGGUCAGAUGACAAGCUUGUCCAUGCCACCUCUUCCUUCCUUUCUGAAGGGUGGGCCUUGCUUGGCAUGUUUUCUGCCUGCAGUCAGUCCUUCCAGCAUCUCAUGCAGCUAAGAGCUUUAAAUCUGAAGUCCAGGUACUGCACUUGCGGUGGACACUACCUGGAAGAGAUUUUCAUUGCUAUCCAUCUAAGGGUACAUAACGAAUUGGUAGACAUUGGUAUCAUAACUGCUGAUGUCUUAAUAAAUGUGCCUCCCAUCAGAUAUAGCCAUUAUAGCUCACUGCUACUGGAUGUAAUUAAAAGUAUUAUUCUUGUAAGUCAAUUUAAAUGUUGUGGGACUACUUUUUCAGUGCUGAUCAUCAGACCAGAGUGAGCAAAACUGUGGCUGCAGUUGAUGCGAGUUGAACUGUGUAAAGCAGAACAAAGGACAUUAUGAAACAUGGCUGGUACUACAAAUAGUGCUGACAUUGCAGAUUCUUCAAGCUGAUUUCGGUCGGUAGCAUUUCGGCUACCUGGUUGAAAGCAGGGAUGGAAAUCGCGUCAUCGUCAAGACCAAGACUAUUUCCCGAAACAGCUUAAAAAAAUGUCCCCAAAGUUCGGUGAACUUGGUACUAAACCCAAGAUGUUUAAGCUUUGUGGUCAGGUGCUGUAAGCAAUGUAACACAUGGAUCUUAAAUAUGAUAUAUACAUACUAUAUCAUCACUGCAUGGGAUGACCGAGCUCUGCAGACAGUUGUCUUGGUAACAGAAGUGGUACUCUUCAUUUUCAUGCAACAUAGCCUAAAACGCCAUAUCAGAAUGACUGCUUUUCAAGAAGACAAGUGGAUGUCAAGCAUGUUGGAAUUAUUUAUCUUUUAUAUAUUUUGACAGAACAAUGUCAAAGACCUUUUCUUUUUAAAACAGACAAGUGUUUUGAAUGGGGGGGUGAAACAUGGCAUUGCUUCUUUUAAGAUGUAUUAAAAUUGCUCUUAAUACGU